This is a messenger RNA of Panthera uncia (snow leopard), 2780 nucleotides long. It is a transcript of the gene CAST, whose product is annotated as calpastatin. Gene Ontology annotation, molecular function: calcium-dependent cysteine-type endopeptidase inhibitor activity. Bases 191 to 2545 code for a protein of 784 amino acids. The record is from RefSeq and is a predicted model, not a curated record. Lineage: Eukaryota; Metazoa; Chordata; Mammalia; Carnivora; Felidae. Gene Ontology annotation, cellular component: cytoplasm. The transcript is spliced from 32 exons.
GCGGGGCGGGGCCAGCCGACCGGGGCGGGGCCUGCAUCGGGCACCGCCCCGUUGCCCUCCCCCCUGACAGCUGCGGGGCUCGCCGAGCUCAGAGCGCGUCCUCUCCAAGCAGGCGAAGUGAGAACCCUCCACCUUCUGUACCGCACGCCGGGCCCUCCGCCGCACGGCUCUGAGCAAACCGGUUAUCGCCAUGGCGUUCGCAAGCUGGUGGUACAAGACGCAUGCCGGUGAAAAAACCAGUGGAUCACCUUCAAAGUCAGGAGAAAAGAAAGGAUCAGAUGAGAAAAAAGCAACAAGCCUUGGGAGCAGUCAGCCUUCCAGAACCCAUGCUGGUGGAACAGCCCGGGCCACCAAGGUGUCAGCUUCUUCUGCUUCCACCAGCAAGUCUUCCAGUAUGAAUCCCACAGACAGCAAGGCUAUUCCAAUCAGCAAACAGAUGGAAGGACAGCAUUCCCCCUGCAAGAAAAGACCCAAAAAACAGGCUGCAAAAACAGAACCUGAAAACAAGUCACAAUCAACUAAGCCAUCUGUGGUUCCUGAGAAAAAAACCCAAGAAAUAAAGCCAAGGGAACACAAAGAGCCAAAAAGCCUACCCAACCAUGCAUCAGAUACAGAAAGCAAGCAUGUUCAUAAUGAAAAAGCAGUUUCCAGAUCAAGUGAGCAGUCGACAUCUGAGAAAUCAACAAAACCAAAGACUAAAUCACAGGAUGCAGUUUCUGCUGGCAGAGAAGGUGUUGCUGAUAUAGCUGCAGCAUCUGCCAAACCAGAUAACAAGAAAAAAGAAAAGAAAUCAUUAACGUCUGCUGUACCAGUUGAAUCCAAACCGGGUAAACCAUCUGGAAAGUCAGACCUGGAUGCCGCUUUGGAUGACUUAGUAGACACUUUAGGAGGACCUGAAGAAACUGAAGAAGAUAACACAACAUAUACUGGACCUGAAGUUUCAGAUCCAAUGACUUCCAUCUACAUAGAGGAAUUAGGUAAAAGAGAAGUCACCAUUCCUCCAAAAUACAGGGAACUUUUGGCAAAAAAAGAAGGUAUCACAGGGCCUCCUCCAGACUCUUCGAAACCCAUGGAGCCAAGUGAUGCCAUAGAUGCUUUGUCAUCUGACUUCACCUGCAGUUCUCCUACCGCUGGUGGAAAGAAACCUAAGGAAGAGAAAUCUACAGAAGAGGUUCUUAAAGCUCAGCCAGCCAGGGUAGUCAAAAGUGCUGCUUCACCCCAAGACAAAAAAAGAAAGGUGGAGGAGCAGGACACAAUGAGUGAUCAAGCACUGGAGGCUCUUUCUGCUUCGCUGGGCACUCGGAAGCCAGAACCUGAGCUCGACCUCAGCUCCAUUAAAGAAGUUGAUGAGGCAAAAGCUAAAGAAGAGAAACUAAAAAAGUGUGGUGAAGAUGAUGAAACUGUGCCUUCGGAGUAUAGAUUAAAGCCAACCACGGAUAAAGAUGGAAAACCACUUUUGCCAGAGCCUGAAGAAAAAUCCAAGGCCCUGAGUGAAUCAGAACUCAUUGAUGAACUUUCAGAAGAUUUUGACCCGCCCAAAAGUAAAGGAAAACGAUCUAAGACAACCAAAAAAACAGAAGCAUCUCAGGCUGCUGCCCUGACUCCUGUGAGUGAGGCUGUGCCUCGAGCUUCCAUGUGUACUAUACUGUCCACACCGACCAAGCCAGCUCCCUUGAAAGGCAUGGUGCCAGAUGAUGCUGUAGAAGCCUUGGCUGGUAGCCUGGGGAAAAAGGAAGCAGAUCCAGAAGAUGGAAAGACUGUGGAAGAUAAAGUCAAGGAGAAAGCCAAAGAAGAGGAUCGUGAAAAACUUGGUGAAAAAGAAGAAACAAUUCCUCCUGAUUAUAGAUUAGAAGACGUCAAGGAUAAAGAUGGAAAACCCCUCCUGCCAAAAGAGCCCAAGAAAUCACUUCCACCCAUGACUGACGACUUCCUUCUUGAUGCUUUGUCUAAGGACUUUGCUGGUUCCCCAAACUCUUCAUCUCUUAAAUUUGAAGAAGCUAACCUUUCUGCUGCCAUCUCUGAAGUGGUUUCCCAAACCCCAGCUCCAACCACAUACUCUGCUGGCCCGCCCCCUCAUGUGCAGGGCGACAACAAGGAACUGGACGAUGCCUUGGAUCAACUUUCUGACAGUCUAGGACAAAGGCAGCCUGAUCCAGAUGAGAACAAACCAAUAAAGGAUAAGGUCAAGGAAAAAGCCAAAGCUGAACAUAGAGACAAGCUGGGAGAAAGAGAUGACACCAUCCCCCCUGAAUAUAGACACCUCCUGGAUAAUGAUGAUGAGGGCAAACCCGUAAAGCCACCUACACAGCAACCCAAGGACUCAAAGAAAUCUGCAGCUGACAAAGACCCCAUCGAUGCCCUCUCAGGUGAUUUUGACAGCUGUCCUACACCCCCAGAAACCUCAGAGAAGACAGCAGAGAAGGACAAAGUCAAGACAACUGCUCCCAGCUCCAAAGCACCCAAGAAUGGGGGUAAAGCAAAGGAUUCUGCAAAGGCAAAGGAUGAAACUUCUAAGCUAAAAGCUGAUGAAAAAAAUACAAGUUAAAGUUCACACUAUUUGGUAUCUGCCUAUAUAAUCUUCAGCUGGUGAAUGGUGACUUUUGAAGGACAAAAGGCUUUGAACAACAGAAAAUUUUUCUGGGUGGUUUCUAGACAGUGUUAUUUGUUGACUGUUGACAUCCUAAACAUUGGUUAUUCUUUUCCCAGAAAGAAAAUGAAUUUGUCUGGUUCAUCUGUGUAACUGUACUGAGUAUUGAUAAACUUUGAAUUUUUAAAAAUUG